Molecule: messenger RNA, 7642 nt
Organism: Labrus mixtus (cuckoo wrasse)
Lineage: Eukaryota; Metazoa; Chordata; Actinopteri; Labriformes; Labridae
Gene: tprb
Product: translocated promoter region b, nuclear basket protein
Exons: 51
Coding region: 19-7017 (2332 amino acids)
Biological process (GO): mRNA export from nucleus; protein import into nucleus
Cellular component (GO): nuclear pore
Molecular function (GO): structural constituent of nuclear pore
Source: RefSeq, a predicted model, not a curated record
GACUGUGUUGUCGCAAAAAUGGCGGCACUGCUGCUGCAAGAGUUGGAAGCUUCUGAGCUAUCUAAGAUACCGAAAACUAUUCAAAACAAACUCGAGAGGAUCCUUUCAGAUCAGCAGUAUGAAAUCGAUUCUUUGAAAGCGCAGCAGGAGCAAUUUCGUGUCGACAGCGAGCAACAUUUCUUCGAGAAAGUGAAACAACUCGCUCAAUGUCAGGAGGAGUUUUUGUCCCAGUCCCAAGAACAUCUCAAACUCCAAGAUGAGCUGAACAAGAUCGGUGAUGAACUCAAACAUGUACGUGAGAAAAACAGGGAAUAUGAAUCCACACAGGGGAGGUUGUCAUCAGAGCAGACUGUGCUGUCAAAGGCAAAAGAAGAUCUGGAGGCAGAAAAGCGAGAGCUUCUUCGAACGCUGGAAAGAAGGUCCUUGGAAGUGGAGCAUUUAAACGAUGACUUCAGGCAACUCAAUGACAAGAUGGUGGAAGUUAACGCCUCCAAGAUGGCCCUACAGAUGAAGUUAGAUGAACUUGAAGCAGCUGAAGUCAACAUCAAGUACAAAGAGAAGCGUAUGGAACAAGAGAAGGAGCUGCUGCAUGGACAGACGUCUUGGCUGAACGAGGAACUGAAGGCUAAGAGUGAGGAGCUGCUGUCCCAGUCCCGACAGAAGGGAAACCAGAUCCUGGAACUGAAGUGCACCCUGGAGGACAAGGCAGAUGAGUUAAGCAGACUCCAAGAUCAAGUGUGCAGUUUGAAAACAUCAAGUGAACAUCUUCAGAAACAAAAUGAAGACAUAAUCAGCAAACUCAAAGAAGCCAAAGAACAACAAGCGACCAUGGAGGAAAAGUUCAGAAAUGAGCUCAAUGCCAACAUCAAGCUUUCUAAUCUGUACAAGGGAGCAGCAGCAGAUUCUGAGGCAAAAAGUGAAGAGCUGAGUCGGGCAGUGGAGGAGCUGCAUAAGCUCCUGAAGGAGGCAGGAGAAGCCAACAAAGCCCUCGAAGAGAAGCUGCAAGAGAUGAAUGGUGCCACCGAUAAAAGUGUAGCUGAACUGAAGGAGAGGAUCCAGGCUCUUGAGAAAGAGCUGGACAAUGCCAAUGAGCUGCUGUCAAGUUCUAAACUCAGAGGCCCUGUGAGUACAGCGUCUCUGCUCACAGACGAGCAAAUGACAACAAUGUCUCCUACCGCAGCUGCUGUAUCCAAGAUAAAGCCCGGCAUGAAGCUCACAGAGCUGUACACAGCAUACCUGGAGAGCCAGGAGCAGCUGCAGUUAGAGCGAUUGGAGAACAAGCGGGUCAACAAAUACCUGGAUGACAUUGUGCAGGAAGUGGAAGCAAAGGCCCCUAUCCUCAAACGGCAAAGGGACGAACAUGAGCGCAUGCAGAAGUCAGUGGCCAGUCUUUCUGCCAAGCUGGAGCAGGCUGUAAAGGAGGUGCACCGUCUGCAGAAGAAUACUGAUGAAGCUAACAAGCGCUCGUCUGUUCUGGAAAGAGACAACCAGAGAUGUGAACUUCAGCUAGCAGACAUGGCACAGCAGGUGCGUGUGCUGCUGAUUGAGCUGGAAGAGGCUCGUGGAAACCAUGUUAUUCAUGAAGAGGAGGUGAACUCAGCUGACGUCAGCAGCACAUCAGAGGUGAUCAGCCAACACUUGGUGACUUUCCGCAGUGUGGAGGAGCUUCAGAAGCAGAAUCAGCGUCUUUUGGUGGCCCUCAGGGAGCUCAGUGACGCUCAGGAGAAAGAGGAGUUUGAAUUAACUGGCAAUAAACGUGGUGAACUGGAGCAAAGUUUUGGGAAAGCCCAGGCGGAGCUGGAUUCCCUGAAGGAGCAAAGAAGCAAACAGGUCCAGAUGACAGAGGCCAUCGUGAAGCAGAGGGACAUGUAUCGUGUGAUGCUGGCUCGGGCAACCGGAGUCAGCUUCCCUCAGCAAGGUACACCACCGGAGGAGUUCAUUAUGACUUCCACCCCCCGUCGCUCACCUGCAGCCAUUCCCACCGCAGGAACUCCCACUGAACUUGUGUCCAUGGCAACAGAGUCUACAGAAGCAUUGGAAGCCAAGGCAGCUUUGCGACAGUUACAGGAGGUGUUCUCCACUUAUAAGAAGGAGCGCAUGGACAGUGACAAAAAACUGACAGAGACGAAUGAAAAGCUCCAGGAGCAGCUCUCCGGUCUCCACUCCCAGAAUGCUAAGGUAGCCACCCAGCUGGAUUUUGCCUCCAAGAGGUAUGAGAUGCUGCAAGACAACGUUGAGGGCUACAGGAAAGAGAUUGCUUCUCUCAGGGAAAAGGAACAAAAGACGGCCGCUGCCUCACAGAUGCACGAGCAGACUAUCAACACUAUGAAAGAAGAUCUAAAAGCUGCCAAAGAGAGACUCUCCAUGGCCGAGGGCCGAGCUGAGAACCUUCGUAAGGAGAGAGACAUGCUGAAGCUGGUGGAGUCGAGGCUGAACCAGGAGAAAGAGUCAAUCUUGAGCCAACAACAAACCCAGAACCUGCUGCUGACCAACCUCCAGACCAUUCAGGCUACCCUUGAGCGGUCAGAGACUGAUACACGUCAGCGUCUAAACGACCAGUUGGAGAAGCAGGAACGAGAGAUCUCGCAGCUGCAGAAGCGGCUGGAGCACGAGGUGGAACAGCGCCACCUGCUCAGCAGAAACCAGGAGAUUCAGUUAAUGGAGACCAAAAGGCAGCUGGAGACACAGGCGGCUCUACACCAUAAGACCAAGGAGCUGCUGAAUGGUGCCGAGGUGGAGCUCAAAAACCUGAGGCUGCAGCAAGGAAGUGGGGAAUCACGUCACAUCAUGAGCUCGCCAUCCACACCCAUUAUCAGAGGCCUGCAGGGUUCAGAUCAAGACAGAGAGGAUCUACAGGGCCGUCUGCGGCUGGCUGAAACCCGGGCAGAGGAGCUUUCAGAGAGCCUCAGAUCAGUCACCUCCAGCAUGGAGCAGUAUCGAGCCAUGGCUCAGAGCCUGGAAGAGACCCUGGACAAAGAGAAACAGGUAACAGAGCAGGCACGCUCAACGAUUGAAGCUCGUAUGAAGGAGGCAGAGAAGCAGCACCGCAGCCUGGAGGAGAAGCUUGCAGAGGCAGAGAAACAGAAACAAGACUUAGGGGAGCAGAAGAAGAGAGCCCUUGCCUCCAUGGAGGAACAGAUGAACAAUCUAAGGAGAAGCCUCAGCAGUGCCAAGGCAGAUCACCAGGCGGCGCUACAGAGACUUGUAGUCGCUGAGGCUCAGCAGCAGCAAGCUCUAAAAGACAGUGAAGAGCAGGCUAAACUGGCAGCUGAAGCACAAGACAAGUACGAGCGGGAGAUGAUGAUGCAUGCCGCAGACGUGGAAGCCCUGCAGGCCGCUAAAGCUCAGGCCCAGCAGGCUGUCGAACUCAGACAUCAGCUGGAAGAGAGAGCACAGAGGACCAGUGCCGGACUCCUGGAGGCGAGAGUGUCCUGGGAAGAACAGGAGAAGAUCCUCAAGGAGGAGAUGUCCAAGAUCGGGAACAGGAAUGAGGAGUUGCAGAGGCAGAACACCCUCCUACAUGAACAGAUCCAGACAAUGAGCAGCAAGAUGGCUGACAAUUUACAACGUGCAGUUAAUGAGAGUCCGAUGAAUAUCUCCCUGUCUGAAGAGGGCAAAUCCCAGGACCAAGUCCUUGAGAUUCUCAGUUUUGUGCGGCGGGAGAAGGAAAUUGCAGAGUCUCGCUUUGAAGUUGCCCAAGGGGAGAGUUUGCGUUACCGUCUGAGGGUGGAGCACCUGGAGCGAGAGCUGAAGGAGUUACAGGACAGCUUGAGCGCAGCAAAGGAGAGGAUGCAGGUGACAGCAAAGACCUUGGCUCAGCAUGAUGAGCUGAUGAAAAAGACAGAAACCAUGAGCAUCUUGCUGGAGACCAACAAGAUGCUGAGAGAGGAAAAGGAUAAGUUGGAGCGAGAACUGCAGCAAACACAGGCUAAGGUACAAAAGUUGGAGUCUGACAGCGUACCACUACAGCAGGCCAACUCAGAGCUGAGCGAGAAGAGCGGCGUACUGCAGGCUGAGAAGAAGAUACUGGAAGAUGAAAUCAAGCGCUGGAAAGCUCGGGCCCAGCAUUUGGUGAGCCAGCAAAAAGAUUCAGAUCCAGAAGAGUACAAGCGGUUGCACUCUGAGAAGGAGGCACAUCUCAAACGCGUUCAGCAGCUCACUGAGGAGAAUGCAAGGCUUAAAGCAGAGGCUAACAGAUCCAAUAACCUGACCACUUCCCUUCAAAAUCAGCUACAGAACCUGCGUGACAACAUGAGUAAGAUAACAGAAGACAGGAAUAGUCUGAAGAAUGACGUUGAGUCAAAGAACCAGGAUAUUGCGGAGAAAAUGCGAACUAUCACCCAGGUCAAGAAGAUCGGGCGCCGCUACAAAGCUCAGUACGAUGAACUCAAAGUGGAACACGACAAGCUGGUAGCUGAGGCUGCAGCAGGUCCGUCCCAAGAAGAGGAAGCUCGUCAAGCUUCAGUUCAGGAGCUGCAGAGCCUCAAAAAUUCUCUGAGCCAGGCUGAAGCAAAAACCAAAGAGAUGGAAGGACAGCUGGAGAACAUCAACAAGGUGGUCACAGAGCGGGAGACUGAAGCACGUAAUGCCCAAGAACAAUCCUCAAGGCUGCAGACAGAGUUGACCCGGCUGAAGCAGGAGCUGCAGGACAAAGCUUCUCAGGAGGUCACACUGAGACAGCAGAUUACUGAGAAGGAAGAGAAGACCAAGAAGGCAUUUGUUUCUGCUAAGCAGAAGCUCAGUCAGCUCAUGAACACCAAAGAGCAGCUGCAGAAGGAAAACUGUGAUCUUAAACAACAGCGUGAUGAGCUCGAGCAGCGAUUAAGCGCUCUCAAGUCUCAGUAUGACGGCCUUCUGAAUCGACACGAGAGAGAAAUUAGAAACCUGCGAGGCCAGGAGCAGAGGGACGAGCAACCCGAGGCAGGACCCAGCAAGACCCAGGAGCAGCAGAGGAGCACAGAACAGAGACAGAUCAGUCUGAAGACCACCCCAGCUGGAGACAGGGGCAGUGCUAGCACAUCUGAGCCUCCAACUGCCAACAUAAAGCCAACACCUGUUGUGGCUACCGGCAGCAAGCAGCCUGUCAAUCCAGGAAACAAACCUACUCCAAGAGCAAGCAUCAGACCAAUGAUCACCCCAGCUCCUGUUCCCACCCCAACACCCACUGCGACUGUCAUGCCUACCACACAGGUGGAGUCGCAGGAAGCUAUGCAGUCUUCUGAAGGCCCACCUGUGGAGCAUGUGACGGUGUACGGCAGUGCCAGCGGCUCGGUGCGCUCAGCCAGCCCCAACGUCCAGACCGCUUUAGCCGGGCCCAUGCUAGCCAUGCAGCAGACACAGACACAGGCCACAGCAUUCGUCCAACCAACUCAGCAACAGAGCCUGACCCACCCGGAGCCAGCCAAUCAGGACCCACCGGCCAUGCUUAUUGAGGCAGCACCUACCUCGCAGGUGGAGUGGCCUUCAACGUCCUCCAGCUCCUCUGUGUUUGGGACUGUUUCAGCAACACCAGGGACCUCCUCCAUGUCCAAAAGGCCUCGUGAGGAGGAGGAGAGCUCCACCAUGGUCACUGACACAGAAACAACCCAGGAGGAUUCUUCAAGGGCUCCGAUACCAAAGAAGCUCCGCAUCAUCCAGAGAGUUGGUCCAGAGGAAGAGGUGCUGGUGGAGGAGAGUGCUGAGGCUGAAGGCGUGGUGCCAACAGACAGUCAGGACGGUGGAGAAGCAAGCCAGCAGACAGAGGAGUUUGCAACACUGGAGGAAGGAGAUGAUGUUGUAGCAUCCCAGUCCAUCCCCAUGGACCAAGAGGAUGAGGAAGUCAUCGUCAUAUUGACAGACUCAGAGAGCGAAGAAGACCAAGAAGAGGAGGAUGAAGAGGAAGAAGAGCAGGACUACGAGGAGGAGGAGGAGGAAGAUGAAGAGGAUGACGAGGAGGAAGAAGAUGAAGAGGAAGACGAGGAGGAUGAUGGAGAGAUGGGGGAGGAAGGGGAGGACAGUAACGAGGGGAGCGGAGACGGAAACGAGGCGUACGAAGGAGACGACACUGAGGGAGCCGAUGUAACAGACCCAGGCACAGAGACAGAGGAGAGUUUGGGGGCGUCUGACUCCACCCAGAGACCAGCAGAUUCCCAGACACCCAGCUUUGAGGGCAGUACUAUGGAGACUUUCUCUAUAGAACAACCAAUCACCAACUCUGGUACAAGGAUGCCCCAGUCACCACGGAGACCAACGCAUCAGCUGCCCCCUCGUCUGAACAUCCACCCUGCCCAGUCAUCUGAGCUGGGUCCACCUGCUCAGGUACAGCGGCUCCCCGUUCGUCGAGUCCCUCAGCUCACUCCUGGAGUGCAGAGCAGUGCUCAGCACUUCUGUGACGAUGAUGACAGGAUGGUUCCCAGCACUCCCACUCUGGUGGUGCACCGCUCCGAUGGUUUCGACCAGGCCAUCCAAUUUGUUGAAACUCCCAGCCAAAGACAGCUCUCAUCACAAGGAGGUCUUGGGCUGUAUGAAAGUCCUUUGUAUCUAGCUACUCAUGAGGAGGAGUCUGGUGGCCGCAGCGUUCCAACGACACCGUUACAAGUUGCAGCACCAGUAACUGUCUUCUCAGAGGCAGCUCAGUCUGACACCACAGAGCACGCCUCCCAGUCUGUUCCCAUGGUGAGCACUUCAACACCGGGCCUGGUUGUGCCGGGAGGAGCUGGCACAGGGGAGGAGAGGGAAGACAUCUUCAUGGAGCCUGACACUGAUAGACCCAGUGCAGAGGUGUCAGUGGAUGCUGUGGUCUCACAGGGAGAUGCAGAGGAAUCCGGCCAGACAUCUGACAAAUCCAGCCUCCCCUCCACCAGCCAGGAACCCUCAUCCAGCUCUGCAGACACAAGCAGUGCUCCACCUAAACCCUGUAGACCUGUAUCCAGCAGACAGCUGCAGCGCUGGCCAGAAAACCGUGGUGGGCGCAUGAAGAGAGGAGGGUUUCCUACUCGGUUCUCUCGAGGCUUCCACGGGAGACGAUUCCAGAGAUAAAGCAUUAAACAGAAAACUUGCCGACCAUGACUCAACAUGUCAUUCCAAUCAGAAAAUCAUUUCAAGUUUAGAUUCUGUUUUCAGAUUUUUACAAAUGUUUUCUUGCUCUGAAGCCUGUCCCCCCCCCCCCCCCCCCCUCCCUGUUCUUGUUUUAUUUUAUUUUUAUGUGCUUGAAAAGUACGUUUUGUAAUCAGUCCAUGCUGAAGCAUUGUGUUUUAUGAAGAAUUGAAUAAACUUUAAACCUACAAGAAAGUAUAUUUUCCAUCAAUCACAAUUUCUUUGGGCACUUGAAGACGUUGCUCUGGGGUGACGUGUUGGCUGCAGGAGCGGGAAUUUCAGGACGCCCAGUGUCCAUCCUCACUUUGUAGGAUUUGGCUGCAAAAGAAACAGAAUGAUUUGUUGAUUUAGCAUUUUAAUUUGCGAGUGGUAUUUAGAAUAUUCUUUUCAUCCAUGUCCGUGCCAGUUUCCAUUUUAGUAAAACUAAAUGUGUUGUCUUUACAGCCGGGCCUUCAGAGCUUUCAGGACAUUAACUUGGACAGCUCUUGGCUGCAGCAGGACAUACAUUUAAAGAGAUGCAGCUUUUCUGUGAUGACAUUAAAGACGAGACAUGAACCGUUUUCACACA